This is a messenger RNA of Perca flavescens (yellow perch), 2592 nucleotides long. RefSeq names its product pyruvate dehydrogenase E1 subunit alpha 1a (gene pdha1a). The transcript has 11 exons. Gene Ontology annotation, cellular component: intracellular membrane-bounded organelle. The coding region runs from base 118 to 1290 and encodes 390 amino acids. The record is from RefSeq and is a predicted model, not a curated record. Gene Ontology annotation, molecular function: pyruvate dehydrogenase (acetyl-transferring) activity. Gene Ontology annotation, biological process: pyruvate decarboxylation to acetyl-CoA. NCBI's taxonomy places the organism in Eukaryota, Metazoa, Chordata, Actinopteri, Perciformes, Percidae.
GAAAUGGUGGCAGCAGAGUACUUUCGGCCGUUAUUGAAGACAGAGAAGAAGAAGAAGAGCGAGCGGAGCCGGAAGGACAGAGCCUAGCAGAAGGACGGAACCGUGAGCUAGCUAAGGAUGCUGACCAAUAUCUCUAAUGUGCUGCGGGCUUGUGCUCAGAGAAAUGGAGCUGCGUCAGUCGUGUCAGCACGCACAUAUGCUGACUUCACAGCCGAGGCUACCUUUGAAAUAAAGAAAUGUGACAUCCACAAGCUGGACGAGGCCCCGGCCACUCAGGUGGUUAUGACUCGUGAGGAGGGCCUGCAGUACUACCGCACCAUGCAGACCAUAAGGCGUAUGGAGCUGAAAGCAGAUCAGUUGUAUAAGCAGAAGAUCAUCAGAGGAUUCUGCCACUUGUAUGACGGCCAGGAGGCCUGUGCAGUUGGAAUCGAAGCGGGAAUUAAUUUGACAGACCACCUGAUCACUGCGUACCGUGCCCACGGCUACACUUACACCAGAGGAGGGACUGUGAAGGAGAUCAUGGCUGAGCUCACCGGCAGAAGAGGUGGUAUUGCAAAGGGCAAAGGAGGCUCUAUGCACAUGUACACUAAACACUUCUAUGGAGGAAAUGGAAUUGUCGGAGCUCAGGUUCCCCUGGGUGCUGGUGUUGCUCUGGCCUGCAAGUAUCUUGGCAACAACGAGCUUUGUGUCAGUCUCUAUGGUGAUGGUGCUGCCAAUCAGGGUCAGAUUUUUGAAUCCUACAAUAUGGCAGCGCUUUGGAAGCUGCCCGCCAUCUUCAUCUGUGAGAACAACAGGUAUGGCAUGGGCACGUCAGUGGAGCGUGCUGCAGCCAGCACAGACUACUACAAGAGAGGAGACUUCAUUCCUGGUCUCAGGGUGGAUGGAAUGGAUGUUCUGUGUGUUCGGGAAGCAACCAAGUUUGCAGCUGAUCACUGCCGAUCUGGGAAGGGUCCCAUGCUCAUGGAGCUUCAGACCUACCGCUAUCACGGACACAGUAUGAGCGAUCCUGGUGUCAGCUACCGCACACGUGAGGAGAUCCAGGAGGUCCGCGGUAAGAGUGACCCUAUCUCCAUGCUGAAGGACCGCAUGCUCAGCAACAACAUGGCCAGCGUAGAGGAGCUCAAGGAGAUUGAUGUGGCGGUGAGGAAGGAAAUUGAAGACGCUGCUCAGUUUGCCACCACAGAUCCUGAACCCCCACUGGAAGAAUUGUGCAAUCACAUCUUUUACAACAAUCCAGCCCUGGAGGUGCGCGGUACAAACCCAUGGGCCAAGCUGAAGUCUGUUAGCUAAAGUAUUUUCAUGCCCUCUUUUUCAUCACGUCCUCCACCCUCCAAUAAUAUAUAGUACACUCCCCACCCCCCCAAUAUUUACUAGAUUCUAAAUUUGCUUGAUUGAUGAUGAUCUUGGGUCACUGUUGAGGUGUAAGAAAGCAAAUGUCCAUCCAUCGCUGUUCAUCUCAUUAAGAGAAUGAUAUAUCAAUUCAGUUUUCAAUUUUAGUCUUUUUUUCUUUUUUUAUUUAACCUGUUACAAAGAACCAUAAGAGGCAGCAGGGUAAAGUCUGUUGUUACUAUCAACCUCCUCAAUAUAUAGACAAUGUUUUUCUUUUAAUAUAAUGUAAGAGAGGGUGAAGAAUACCAAUGGAAAGGUUUGAAAUAUUUUAAUUUAUCUUGCCAAACCAAAGGUGCCUGGCAGGUCUCAUGUUGUUUAGAGGAUGGAUGUGUCGUCUCAUGUUUGUGUCACUCCGAGCUGAGCAGCUGAUGCUAACACGUCUAAAAGUCAGAUGGUUGAAGACGGGUUCACAGUGGGUUAACUUUCAUGUGUUUAUUUUGCCGAUAUUCUGGUGCUCAGGUGCCUUCUUCGAGUUUCAUGACAAAAACAUAAACCGCUCAUUUUCAUGUAUUUGGAAAGGUUUUAUUCAAUUUUUGAUGUACAGGUGUGUAAAUAUUUACACUCAAAAAUGACCACAAGCUGAAACAUCUAUUGCGGAAACAACUCUGAAUGUUAACAUGAUGACUUAUAGUCAGAGUGCAUUCAUCAGCUAAACUUCGUAUUCCCAAGAGUAAAGUAUUGUUGAUUCAGUAGCUUUGUGUGCUACUUGUAUGUUUUGCUCAGAAGGUGUUUAGUGCUAUUUAAACACUUCAGCAGUGGUACAUUAUUGGCUCAGAUGUACAGGUUUACAUGGACAUUUUAAAUUUCAGUCUGUUUUUACAUACAUGAACACAUUAUUGUUAAAAAGGAAAAUGACUACACUAGGUAGGAAAAUAAAAACUUGCAUAUCAAGACUGCUAGCAGCGAGCUACCAUGUUAGUUUUCAGUCAUUGGUAUUCCUAAAUAUUGUAACAAGAGCUUGUAACCCUUUAAUGGGUACCAGAAGGGAAGGGCCUUGUCUCUGUAACGUGAAAAUUGUUUAGUCAAAUAAGAAGACGGACUAAAAUUUUAAAUGUCAAUACCUGUCUUAAUACAACCCACACAGUGUGAGUAUUUGUUGUAAUAAACUGUUACAUUGAGGGUGACAGAUGAUGCAGAGAAGCGCUCCAUGGAAACAUUGUUUUUAUGUGUGCGCCACUGCAAUAAAAAGACUAAGAUACUGUA